Messenger RNA from Trypanosoma conorhini, 1767 nucleotides. Its product is annotated as putative LMBR1-like membrane protein. The record is from RefSeq and is a predicted model, not a curated record. The transcript has a single exon. Gene Ontology annotation, cellular component: membrane. Lineage: Eukaryota; Euglenozoa; Kinetoplastea; Trypanosomatida; Trypanosomatidae. Bases 1 to 1767 code for a protein of 588 amino acids.
AUGUCGGCGGGAAGUGUUAUUUCCAGCGUUUUUUUCUCCAUCCUCUCCUUGGCGGCGGCGCUAUUGAUCUUCUGGUACUACACAAAGAUAUCCGCGAAAAGUAUACCGGUGCUCUGUCGUGUGUGCAGCGUUGUUGCGCUCUUUUCCACCAUUCUGCCGUUUCCACUUCUUGUGGUGGAUAUCAACGCCGCCCUCGACACCAAGGCGAACCCUGCGUUGCCAAAGGAGACGUGGAUGAUUGGUGUGUGGUACACCAUUGUGGCGGUAACGUACAUUAUGGGCUGGGCCGUGCUGCCCGUGUCGCAGCUCUACACACAGGUGGGGGAGUUUGUCCCCCGGCGAAAGCUCAAACACGCGAUAAGGGCAAAUUUGAAGCUUUAUGCCAUAUACCUGAUCGUCAUCGUUGUGCUGUUUGGCUACAUUGUCUUCCUCAAAAGGGCGUACGGCUCCUUUUCCAGCAUUCUGAAGCUUGCGAUUUCCCUGGCGAAUGCCUGGGGGCUGAUUCUGCUGGUGCUGUUCAUGUCGGCUGGUUUGGUGGGAGUGCCAAAGAUGCUCUGGCGGAGCUCUGACGCGGUGCGGAUGCUGCGCCGCGCCUACUUCAAGGCGGUGGACAUCCAGGAGGACUUGGACAUAGCCGCCAUGGAGCUGGCCGAGAUCAAGGCCGAGCUCAUGAUGAUUCACCCCAUGGUGGCGGAGGAGCACAGGGCGCACUGGACACACAUGAUGGAGAAGAUCGCCAACGCCGACCGCGACAUACCGCAGUACCACUCCGCAAGUGCACGUGUGAAGCGGACGACGGGGGACCAACACACGGAUGUUUCUCUGGCGCACUUGGAGGUGCUCCACGAGCGUGUCAAGUACUCCAUCAAGAUCGCGCUGCGCAUGAAUCACCUCUGGGACACCACCUUGCGCAACUGCCUGUCGUACGAUGAGUUGGUACGUGGGGUGAAGUCCAGCAAUAACCCGCUCAAGCGGUGUUGGUUUUCUGUGCGAGGCAUUUUCUACAAGGUGGCUGCUAUGUGCACCUGCGUCCUCACCCUCCUGGUGCUUUGGAGCGAACUUGUGCUGCCGUUCCAGCCGCUGACGAGCAAGCAGCUUUCUGUUAUUGCCCUGGCCAUGCGGAGUGACUUCCAACUUGUGGGAUCGAUGAUGUUUAUGUUUUACAUGGCCUACUGCUCCUACUGGGCCAUCCUGCAGCUCAAGGUGUUUGACAUAUACCUCAUGCUUCCCAGCAUCUCUGAUAACGCGUCGCUGUGUUUUAGCAUUAUAUUUUUGGCGCGACUUAUUAUGCCACUGGGCUUCAACUUUUUGUUGAUCGCCGGCCUCGUGGCGGACGACAUCGACGUCAUGUACGGCCACGUCUACCGCCGCAACAUGGAUGUCAGCCUGGUGCUUGGCUCCUGGCUCAACCAGUUCAUCCCAAUGUUUAUCCCCUUCUUCGCGGCGCUGGUGCUGCUGAAGCUCGAGAAACGCCUGCUACUCAUCGUUGGUGUCGAGACACACAACCCCGACGACGUGAUGAGCAACGCGGUGCGGCAGCGCAUCGAGGACGGGCACCGGCUCGUGGCGCACGCCCUUGGGCAGCCGCUGACGGCGCUCGACCUCGGAGGUCUGGGGAUCCCGUCGAGGGAAUCGGCGGCGACGGCGGCGGCGGCGCACGCCACAACCUCCCCCGCAACGGGGCAGCCGCGACCAGCGGAGCGCGGGCAGCGCUACAGGGAGUAUUUGGCGCGACGAAAGGCCAUGGAAGAGGGCGGGCCCGUUUGA